Messenger RNA from Cryptomeria japonica (Japanese cedar), 1582 nucleotides. RefSeq names its product protein STRICTOSIDINE SYNTHASE-LIKE 5. Gene Ontology annotation, molecular function: strictosidine synthase activity. NCBI's taxonomy places the organism in Eukaryota, Viridiplantae, Streptophyta, Pinopsida, Cupressales, Cupressaceae. Gene Ontology annotation, biological process: biosynthetic process. The record is from RefSeq and is a predicted model, not a curated record.
CGUUGAGAACCGUGAACUCGGAGAAUACGCACCUGGAUAAGAAGUGACCAACUGCUGAUUUAUUAAAGCAGAAAACUAAAAAAGCAGAAAAUAAUGAGAUAACCGUUCUCAUCUCCAGCUCAUCAAUCAUAUCUCCAAUAUAGAUAUCGGAUCCAACAGGGGAGCAUAUUGUUAAAGAAAAAAGAUGGAGGUGAAACAGGUAGCAGCAAUCGUAGCUGUAAUAUGUGUGGGUCUAGGGUUAGCAUGGAAGGCUCUUUUGAGCGUAUCUCUAAUAGAUCCUUUGCCUUUUGACCUUCCUCCGUCUCCAGAGAAAGUGGGAGUCUUGUCUUACAACAACAGACUCCACUCGGCAUUCAAGCUUGCUUUUGGGCAGGUGUUGGGACCAGAGGAUCUGGCAGUUGAUUCUCAAGGAAGACUGUAUACGGCUUGUGCAGAUGGCUGGAUUAAACGCAUCUCCUUUGAGAGUAACGACUCAUACUCCUCUCUGCAGGUUGAGAAGUGGGCAUACGUUGGAGGGCGUCCAUUGGGCAUUGCUCUUGGUCUCCAUGGAGAGUUAUUAGUCUGCGAAUCUUACAGGGGACUGCUAAAUGUGACAGAGGGUAAAGUGGAGCUGCUGUCUGGGGAAGCUGAGGGAUUGUCUUACAGGCUUGCAGAUGGAGUAGAUGUAGGCAAAGACGGGAUCGUUUAUUUCACAGACGCCAGCUACAAAUACGGAUUGGAUAUGCAUAUAAUAGAUAUCAUCGAGGGCCGACCUCGCGGCCGGCUGCUCAAAUAUGAUCCUGCAACAACACUACUUCUCAGAGAACUAUAUUUUGCCAAUGGAGUUGCGCUCUCCCCCAAGCAGGAUUUCCUCGUCUUCUGUGAAACAUCAAUGUUCCGGUGUCGGAAGUUCUGGCUGCAAGGGCCCAAGAAAGGUAACACAGAAUCGUUUGUUGACAGGCUUCCCGGAGUUCCCGAUAACGUCCGAUAUGACGGACGAGGCAUCUUCUGGAUUGCACUUCCAACGAGCUGGAAUCUGUUGGGCAGGACAAUGAUAAGAUACUCUUUUCUGAGGCACUUGGUUGUAGCGAUGGCAGCAGUGGCGCCACAUGUGAUAGAUUCAACCCUAAUAAAUGAAGCGAGCGUUUUGGGUGUAAACGAAAAUGGGGAGGCGGUUGCACUUUUCUCUUAUCCCGGUAUCACCAUGAUCACCGCAGGGUUGAGAGUUGGAGAGUUUCUUUACUAUGGGGGUCUUCAUCUCGAAUACAUCGGUCGCCUUCAUAUCGGAGCAAAACUAUGAAAAAGGUUGAUCCAGCUCCGACACAGAACUCUACCCUAGCCAUUCUCCCAAGAGGAUUUCGUCUACUUGGGUUGAAGUACCUGAGUCCAUAUUUAAGAGUCAGGUUGAUUUUGCUCCAUAAAAGUAGGAUAAUUAGUUUCUAAAUUAUUAUGCGUUUGACAAUUGAAUGUAUGAUGUUCAUUGUAUUUUUCUAUGAUGUCUAUGCUUUGUAUUUUUUUUCUAAAUUAUUAUGCAUGGUUUGACAAUUGAAUGUAUGAUGUUCAUUGUAUUUUUCUAUGAUGUCUAUGUUUUGUAUUUUUCUUU